This is a messenger RNA of Polypterus senegalus (gray bichir), 1203 nucleotides long. Its product is annotated as asialoglycoprotein receptor 1-like. Bases 395 to 892 code for a protein of 165 amino acids. The transcript is spliced from 5 exons. Lineage: Eukaryota; Metazoa; Chordata; Cladistia; Polypteriformes; Polypteridae. The record is from RefSeq and is a predicted model, not a curated record.
AUGUGUACUUGUUUUAAGGAACCUGUGGGCCUCUCUCUUGCAACACAACAUAUCACAACAUAUCAAAUUGGAUGAGCUGGUAUGACGCCCAGAGCUACUGCAGAUCACACUACACAGACCUGGUCACUAUUGAGAAUCAAACUGUGAAUGACCAGCUGUUACAAAUCUUAGGACAAAGACAGGGAUGGAUUGGGCUGCGACAUGGAAAUGACACUUGGCAAUGGUCCGAUGGAGACCAGCUGACCUACAAAAAUUGGAAUCCAACCCGUUACUGUGCUCGGGUUCAACCAGAUGGCUCAUGGGCAGAUUCCAUUUGUUCUGACCAAAUCCCUUUCAUGUGCUACAAGGAAACUAGCAACACAAGUGUUAGAGGUAUGUCUGGAUCAAUGAAAGAAUGAACUGGUACAGUGCUCAGAACUACUGCCGAGUGAACUACACUGACCUGGUCAGUAUAAGGAAUGAAAGUAAAAAUCAUGAGAUAAUGAAGAAGGCACAGGGCAGUCCAUUCUGGAUCGGCUUGUUCAACAACCCUUGGAAAUGGUCUGAUGGAGGGACAUCAACAUUUAAAACCCCCAGCACUUAUUGGUAUGGGUACUGCUGGAAAGGACAGGAACUCUGUGUAGGUGGUACACAGGGUGGAAAAUGGAAAGAGUAUGACUGCACACAGCCCAAUCCAUUCUUCUGCGGUAAAAGAAAAGAAACAAAAAAGAUGUUUCUGAGAAUCAAUUUUGAAAGUCAGAUCAAUGCAGAUGUCCACAUUUUCAGCGAUGCCAUCUUAAAUGAGUUAAAGAAAUAUAUUCCCCAACAAGCUCUAAUGAACAACAAUAUUUCUUGGGUGAAGAGUAACCAAGGUGUGAUUUUUACAAAAGAAAAGAAUAAGGGAGCAACAUAAAGGGUCAUGCGGUUCCCAUAAAAGAAUGACAUUCUCUCUGAAGUAGAUGGCAAUUAUUUUGUGUUAAGUACCGUAUAUUUAACUACAGCUUGUGGUCUUUCUGAAUAUGUGAUUGAAGUAAUCUUUACACAAUUGUAGAAAAAAUGUUAAACUCAGAUGUUUGAUUUUUAUGUGCUGUUUAGAAUAUUAUGAAUUUUCAGUCUGGAGUAGUUUAAGAGUAGAAAACAAGAAGCUGUCUUUUUCAUAGUUGUUUUGGGUAUCUCUAUGUCACUUUUUAUGCUUAUGCUUCUUUGUGCAAUUGUACAAAAUAA